GCACAGUUGAAAAAAAUACUAUCAAUAAUCAGUAUCACAGACAUUAACAUACAAUGAAAAAAUACUUUGGAGAACGAUAAGUAACUCUUCAAUUCAUAUCAGGAAUAUAUCCUUAUUUGAUAACGAUGCAUCACUUAUUUCAGUGCUGCAACUGAUCCCCCAUCAUAAUACUGUAUUUGGGUUUAUUUUAUUAGGAGGAAAAUGCGGAUCAUUCAACUAGUAAUACUUAUUUCAAGCGUAUACAAUUCUCUUCAACACAACGAAGAUGAAUUGAUGAAGUUAUUGCCUGAAUCCUUAAUUAAUGCAACACGUAAAAUCAAACCCCAUCCUGAUGUUGGAAAAGACAUAUAUCAACUCCUGCAUGACUACGGAUAUCCAGUAGAAACGCACUAUGUAUUUACGGAAGAUGGCUACGUUUUGAGAAUGCAAAGGAUUCUCAAUGGAAAAAACAUGGUUGAUACCGAGAAAACCAAACCAGCAGUCCUGCUCAUGCACGGACUGCUCAGUGGCUCUGCAGACUGGCUCAUAAUGGGUCCCAACAAAUCGCUAGGGUACAUGCUUGCCGACGCAGGAUUUGAUGUGUGGCUGGGAAAUAGCAGAGGAAGCACAUGGUCGAGAAACCACUUGAAGCUGGAUCCAACAGUUGAUGCAAAAAAAUUCUGGGACUUCAGCUUUGAAGAUUGUGGUCACUAUGAUCUGCCAGCCACUAUAGAUCAUAUCAUUGAGAAAACAGGACAAGAUAGAAUUUUUUACAUAGGUCACUCUCAAGGAACCUCUCAAUAUUUUGCAAUGGCUUCUUUAAGACCAGAGUACAAUGACAAAAUUGCGUUGAUGACGGCGCUGGCACCAGUGGCGUACCUGGGCCACCUAUCAUCGCCAUGGAUGCGAUUUGCAAUGAAAUAUAUGGACAUAUUAUCGAUUGUCAAUAUUUCGAAUAAUUUACUAUCUAAAGUUUUUCAGAAUCUCCUCCCAGUUUUGGCCACAAAUGAUCCGGCUGGUGUUUCUUUCAAGAUGGUAAAACAUCUUCUGCAACUGGUGAAAUCUGGGCACUUCAGACGUUACGAUUAUGGCUUGCAGAAUUUGAUCAAGUACAACUCCUUAACUCCACCAAAUUUCAAUAUGUCUGCAGCGACUGCUCCGGUAGCUUUAUAUUACGCCCAAAACGAUUUUUAUGUUGCAAUCGAGGAUGUUGAGAGACUCGCAAGUGAAAUGCCAAACGUAGUCAAGAAAAAAGUGAUGGAGUUCGAAAAGUUCAAUCACGUGGAUUUCAUAAUGGCCAAACAUAUCGAUGAAUUACUCAAUAAUGAGGUUGUAGAGUUCAUGAGAGAAUAUCUAUCUGAAUAACACUGUUACUACCACUAGCCUACCAACGUCUACAAUUUCUGCUACUACCAAAAGCCAGUCCACUUCUCUAACUGAUGCUCCCACUCCUGAACAUACCGGUGGCUACUCCAAAGGAAGUUCUAUGCUACCACUUUUUGUUAUAAUGUUAUUGAAAAUAUUACUCUAGAUAGAUUUCACGAAACAAUUUGGAAAAUAGAUUUCAAGGAAUCACUCGUA
Messenger RNA from Leptinotarsa decemlineata (Colorado potato beetle), 1560 nucleotides. RefSeq names its product lipase 3. Gene Ontology annotation, biological process: lipid metabolic process. Lineage: Eukaryota; Metazoa; Arthropoda; Insecta; Coleoptera; Chrysomelidae. Gene Ontology annotation, molecular function: hydrolase activity, acting on ester bonds. The record is from RefSeq and is a predicted model, not a curated record.